Messenger RNA from Gloeophyllum trabeum ATCC 11539, 3564 nucleotides. Its product is annotated as DNA ligase 4. The record is from RefSeq and is a predicted model, not a curated record. Bases 1 to 3081 code for a protein of 1026 amino acids. Gene Ontology annotation, biological process: nucleotide-excision repair, DNA gap filling; double-strand break repair via nonhomologous end joining; DNA biosynthetic process. Gene Ontology annotation, molecular function: DNA ligase (ATP) activity; DNA binding; ATP binding. The transcript has 30 exons. Lineage: Eukaryota; Fungi; Basidiomycota; Agaricomycetes; Gloeophyllales; Gloeophyllaceae. Gene Ontology annotation, cellular component: DNA ligase IV complex.
AUGCAGCAACCUACACCAGCACCGUCUUCUCCGCCCUUAUCCCCUGCGCCUGACACGACCGAGUCAAAGGCUGAAGAAAAGGAAAAGCCACCGGUCGAGAAUGUUGGAAGUACACCAUUCAGUGUGCUAACUGCACUGUUCGAGAAGCUUCAGAAUGAGAGGAAGCCUGAGAAGAGACGGAAGAUGUUGGAUAGCUGGUUCGAUCAUUGGCGGAAGGAGAUCGGCUACAAUCUGUUUCCUGUCCUCCGGCUAAUACUACCCCAGGCAAAUCGCGAACGCGCUAUGUACGGACUGAAGGAGAAGAAUCUUGCUAAGAUCUACAUCAAACUCAUUCCAUUGGGUACCAAAGACCCUGAUGCAAUCCGCUUGCUAAAUUGGAAGAGGCCGUCAGACAAGGAUAAAGCAUCUGGAGAUUUCCCCAGCGUGCUAUACGAAAUUGUUAGCAAAAGGUCCUCUGUCAUAGAGAGCUCCCUGACGGUUGAUGAGCUGAAUGAUAUACUCGACGAGCUAUCCCUGCAUUCGGGCAGCCACUCUGCACAACUCCAAAUUCUGAAGCGUGUUUAUAACCAGUGUACUCCCGAAGAUCAGCGAUGGAUUGUGCGCAUAAUCCUUAAAGACAUGCAGAUCAAUAUCAAGGAGACCACAGUCUUUGCAGUGUUCCAUCCGGACGCUCAGGACCUAUAUAAUACUUGUUCAGACCUCAAGAAAGUGGCUUGGGACCUCUGGGAUCCUAAGUAUCGGUUGGGGGACCAGGAAAAAACCAUACAACUGUUUCGCGCAUUUGCGCCCAUGCUGUGUAAGCGUCCGACCAACAGGAUCGAAGAAUCCGUGAAGGAAAUGCAAGGGCGGACCUUCUAUAUUGAGGAGAAGCUUGACGGGGAGCGUAUUCAGUUGCACAAGCGAGGGAACCAAUUCUGGUAUUGCUCUAGAAAAGGCAAGGACUAUACCUACCUUUACGGCAAGCAUGUUGGAACGAAAGGGACUCUGACUGAUGCCAUUGCUAAGGCUUUCGACGAGCGGGUGGAUGAGAUUAUUUUGGAUGGGGAAAUGCUCGUCUGGGACCCUGUGUCGGAGAGACAUCUCCCAUUCGGGACGUUAAAGACUCAUGCUGGGAAUAAAUCCGAUGAUAAGGACAGGCCCGGACCGUGCUUCAAAGUAUUCGAUCUCUUAUAUCUUAAUGGCAUGUCCUUGCUUGGCAAGUCCUGCAAAUUUCGGAAGCGGAACCUCCGGUCGUGCUUCAAGGAAAUCCCAGGCAAGCUCGAAAUCAUUACAGAAUGGGAGGGUAAGACCGCGAAAGAUGUAAGGACCCGGAUGGAGCAGGUUAUGGCGAAUAGGGGAGAAGGCUUGAUUUUGAAGCAUCCUGAUUCGGAAUAUGUUCUCAACGGACGGAAUAAGGACUGGAUCAAAGUAAAGCCCGAAUACAUGGACAACAUGGGCGAAACGGUGGAUGUCCUAGUAAUAGCGGGGAAUUACGGAUCGGGCUGGCGCGCUAACGGUGUCUCCACUUUAAUCUGCGGCGUUCUGGAUGACAGGCACCGCAACGACGAGGAUGACGAGCCGAAAUACAGCUCAUUUGUUCGUAUAGGCUCUGGCUUGUCUUACGGAGAUUAUGUCUGGAUCAGAUCGAAGCCUUGGAAAGUAUGGGACAAAAAAUCCCCUCCCAGCUUCUUCCGAACAUCAAGGAAAGGACAGGAGGAUAAGGGUGAUGUCUAUCUUGAGCCCCAAGAUUCGUUUAUUCUGAAGGUGAAGGCAGCAGAGAUCACACCAUCUGAUCAGUAUCAUUUGGGCUAUACUAUGCGCUUUCCACGUGCGCUCCAAAUACGCGACGAUCUGUCUAUCGCGGAUUGCAUGACAGCAAGUGCUAUAUUUGAGGCCCUCCGGUCUGAGAAGAAAAGAAAGAUGGACGACGAGGAACAGAAAACUAAGAAGAAGCGGAAAACCACUUUCAAGAAGCCAACACUCAUGCCCGAAUACAAAGGGCAUGACCUCAAGGAAGUAGAAGUAGUGUCUGACGUUUUUGAAGGAAUGACAUUCAUGGUGGCUUCUGAUCCCAAGUCAAGGAGGGGUGAAGAGGACAAGAAAGACCUUCUGAAACUAAUCAAGGCUCACGGUGGCAACUGCGUUCAGACAGUCGGGAGACGCCGCGAUGUCCUACUUAUCUAUGGCGGGACCACGACUCCCUAUGAUCUGAGUCUAUUAAUUAAGAAAGACACUCAUGACAUACUCAAACCACAAUGGAUCCGGGACUCGAUAACUAUAGGAGAACCAGCACCCUUUCACAAGCGGUACUAUUUUUAUGCGACGCCAGAUCGUAAAGAGACCCAUGAGUACAGAGAAGGAGAAUCAUUGAAUACUGAGAGCGCCGAUGCUCAGUCGUUAGACACUGUAUCCGAUGUCAAGUCUCCCGCACCCCCGGAAUCGAAAGGGGAAAGCCCAGCCAGCGACUGGUUCAAAGUCGAUAAACCUAUCGAGCAGGAGGACAAUACUUUGGAUGAGGAGUCUGAAACUGAAGUUGAUGAUGACUCAGAUAACGCCGACGUCAAUCUCGAAGAAGACGAUGAUGACUGGCUGAAAGUUGAAUCCAAAGCUGGAACAGAUGCGGCGGAUGACAUGUCCCAGCUUGAUAUCUCUGAUCUUCCGAAGGGUGUUCAAGUGGCCUUGGGAGUCUCACAGUCGCAGCCUGAGAACCAGGACCAGGGUAGUACCGCCCGCAUGGGUGAAGACGACGCAGCCAUGGAAUAUGACCAAGAGAGGAUAUUCAGGCAUCUGUGUUUCUAUCUGGACACUCCCGAGAACGCUCGCGCUCACGGAUUCGCAUUGAGAUCAACCAAACACGAGCAGCAAAUCACUUCGAAGUUCGAGGAGGUAAAAAAGCUGAUCCUCGAUAAUGGCGGAAAAAUAGUCGAUCUCGAUGACCCCAAGCUGACCCAUAUCGUGAUUGAUAAACGCGACGAUAGCCGGCGAGUAGAACUCAUGAAGCGCACAUCUGAACCGAAGCACAGGCGUCUAGUCAUCGGAGAAUACAUCCAGGCUUGCCUCGAUGAAGGAACCUUGUUGGAUGAAGACGAAUUUAUGCCCUGAAUAUUCUUCGCUCUACCUACUUACUAUCUAUCUGCUACUUGUUGUAUUAUUACUGUAAAGCAGUCCAGUUCCCCAAAGCACUUACUGGUACACGACUUCCAUCUGCACGGGAUAUAAUAACACAACAAGAGGAGCAGAUCCGAUCGAAUAAAAAGGAACACAAUACCAGGAAAUCGUCAAUGAUCAUUUGAAAAUCGUGCACAGGAAAUAUGAAACAGUUGACAGGCUAGAUACUGAUACUCUUACAUCCAGACAAAAGAUCAAGAAGUAGAUACUUACAGAUAAGAAGGGCGGUGGUAUAGGUGUCUCUGAAGAAGGGGAUCACCAGUAGCGAGUCAAACGCCCAGGACUCGCGGCAUCCGGGCUCUCAUAUAGGAGUCCUCGUGCAGCCCGACCAUACAAUCCAACAGGACUGUCGAAAGUCGCCGACGUUCCCAACCGCGACAACUCCUCAUUGAGGACUGAAGCCGGAUUAUAAGGAUC